UAUCAAUGAAGUAGUAAAAGGGGGGAACGUCUGUGGCAGAGAAGGAAAAGGUUUUUUACAAGAAGCGGUUUGCUUUGGGUGGGUUCCCUUUCUUUUACUUACUGAAUUCCAGAGGUGACCAAUACACAAGUCAAAAUGAAGUUCAUCAUUGGCAUUGGAGGAGUGACCAACGGUGGGAAGACCACUUUGACAAACAGACUACUAAAGACAUUACCCAACUGUUGUGUGGUGCACCAGGAUGACUUCUUCAGGAAACCCGAUCAAAUAGAAGUCGGGGAGGACGGCUUUAGACAGUGGGAUGUGAUCGCCGCCCUGGACAUGGAAGCUAUGGUCGGCACUGUGAAAGGCUGGCAGGAGAACCCGGUCAAGUUUGCCCGCUCCCACGGCGUCAGCCUGUCCCCUGAAGCUGAGGAAUCCAACUCGGAGGAGCGGAUCCAUAUUCUCAUCGUGGAGGGCUUCCUCAUCUACAACUACAAGCCUCUAAUUGACAUCUACGACAAAUGUUUCUACGUUUCCAUUCCUUAUGAGGAGUGCAAAAGAAGGAGAAGUACGAGGACAUACACACUCCCUGACCCCCCUGGCCUGUUCGACGGCCACGUCUGGCCCAUGUACCUGAAACACAGGAAAGACAUGGAGAACAACUGUGACACAAUAGAGUACCUCGACGGGAUGUCAUCAAAGGAAGAUAUCUACAACAAAGCGUAUGAACGUGUUCAGAACUGCCUCCUGAACAACUUAUAGCAGGACGGGGGAAGCAAUGGAGUUGUGUAUAGACUUGUAAAUAUCAUUUUGAGUACAUGUGUAACACCAGUUCUGUACUUCUAGCCUGAUUUGUAAAUAGUUAAUGAUGUAUCUGUAAUUAAGAACAAAUUGCAGAAGCGUUGUGUUUUUUAUGGUCCUGUGUAACUUUUUUUCUAAAGAUAAGCCACCUCUGGACUGUCCCGUGUUUAACAUCAGGGACAGAUCGCAUCUCUGAUCUUCAUGUGAACGUAAAAAAUGUCCACUAGGAAGAAGGAUUUGUGUCUCGCAACUAAAUGAAACGACUUAAUCCAA
This is a messenger RNA of Cottoperca gobio, 1053 nucleotides long. Its product is annotated as nicotinamide riboside kinase 2-like. The transcript is spliced from 8 exons. Bases 136 to 741 code for a protein of 201 amino acids. NCBI's taxonomy places the organism in Eukaryota, Metazoa, Chordata, Actinopteri, Perciformes, Bovichtidae. The record is from RefSeq and is a predicted model, not a curated record.